AGUCCAGACCAAGAGGAGCCAGAACCUCCACAGAUUAAGGAGCAGCAGGAGGAGCACUGCAUCGGUCUGUCUCUUUUUGAAACCACAUUUAAAUUCACUCGAAUUUACUGGAUUUUUGCUUGGAUCGGCACCUAAAUAUAAACACUGAUAACUAUCAGUAAUCUAUCAGUUACCUACUUCUGUCUAUUGUCUCCUCUAGAGCUCCAGGAGCAACAUUUUUUUAAUGAAGAAGAGUUUCCAUCUGACCAGCAGCUCUGGAACCUUGAGAGGAACCCCAGUCUGGACCAAGAGGAGCCAGAACCUCCACAGAUUAAAGAGGAGGAGGAGCACUGCAUCGGUCUGGAAGUAGAGCAGCUUGUACUGAAGCAGGAGGAUCAAGAUAACCUUUUGUUGAAUCCUACACUGAAGGAAAGUGACCACAGUGAACCAGAACCAAGUGACCACCAGCUCCUCUCCCACAGCUCAGCUCAGAGCCAAGAUCUCAACGGAGGCCAGCAUGGAAACUCAACAUCAGUUAGUAAUGCAGAGCAGGCAUCAGAAAAGGGACAUCAUGUCAUCACAAGAGCAACAGGGAGCGAAAGUCCCAGUAACCUUGCAUGUAGCACUACCAUGUCAAAGAUUGUGCCGAAUAUCUGCAAGAGUAAAAAGGUUCUCCAGUGUGACACUUGUGGAAAAGUCUUUAAGUGGAAGUCAGACUUAAAUAGACAUCUGAAGGUGCACACAGAUGAGAGGCCACAUCUUUGCAAAACCUGUGGAAAGAGAUUUCGUUACAAGUCAGCACUAGAAAAACAUUUUAGGGUCCACACAGGGGAGAAAAUGUAUUCUUGCAAAUUGUGUGAAAAAAGUUUCACAUUAAGCACAAAUUUGAAGGUCCACGAGAGAACACACACGGGCGAGAGACCUUUUUCUUGCAAAACUUGUGGGAGAAGUUUUAACCAGAGAUCUACCCUGCAGGGACACGAGAGAACGCACACGGGCGAGAGACAUUUUUCUUGCAAAACUUGUGAGAAAAGUUGUAGUGCGAGACAAAACCUGCAGGUCUACGAGAGAACACACACGAGUGAGAGACCUUUUUCUUGCCAAACUUGUGGGAGAAGUUUUAACCAGAGAUCUACCCUGCAGGAUCACGAGAGAACGCACACGGGCGAGAAAGCUUUUUCUUGCCAAACAUGUGGGAAAAGUUUUACACGUGGAUGUAGGUUGAAAGUCCAAAUGAGAAGCCAUAAAGGGGAGGAGUCGUAUCCAUGUACAACUUGUGGGGAAAGAUUUGUUAUCAAAUCACUUCUAACCAAACAUUUGAUGACCCAUACAGAGCAAAACUGAUAUUUUUGUAAAAUGUUGUAAAGAUCUCUCACUUGCCAGUUUAUACAAAGUCCACAGGAGAAUACAUCCAGUUGAGAAGCCACACCAUGGCAACAGGAGAGGGAUAAGAUUUGCUCAAGCAUUGUCAAAGAAGUUGUUACUUAGAUAUUUAUUUAUUAAUUAGUGAUACAACAGUUAGAGAAAACAACACUGGAAAUGUUUUCAGGAGACCAAACAAGUGAUGAACCUUGUUGUAGUUCAAUGCUUUAUGAAGUUCCAUCACCACUGAUGAGGAGCAGACUUCAAUAACUUCACAAAGCAUUGAACUACAGACAGGUUCAUCACUUACAUCUACACAAGAGAGAUUGUGUACAUUUGCAUUAGCUGCAUCUCUGUAACUGAAUGUGGAAAAUAUCCCAUUGAGGAGACAUCACAAUAUCUUUGAUGCAGUACAUGGUCAACAACAUUUGCUGAAGUACCAACUUUUCUUUUCUUGAUGUGACUGUCAUUGAUAUUUACAUCUGCAAAGGAAGUGAUGUUUUCACCCAUGUCUCUUUGUUUAUUAAUUUAUCAGCCAUUUAUACCAGAUGGUGCAGGAAGGGGACGGGGGUGAGAGAAAUUGAUUGGGUAAAGUGGCAGAUCCAGGAUAUUUUAUUAUCAGUGAAUGUUGAGAGAUGUUGUCAAUGUGUCAGGAAAGACUGUGGAUCAAGAUGUAUAAAUCUAACAUAUUUGUGGUUCAGAAAUUUAUAAGAACAAAGUAUGUGGUGCAGAAUAUCAGAUGACUUCCCUUUUCUUUUUCCUAUUACAAAAGAAGAAAAUAUGUUGUUAAUGUGUACACUGUCGUAAAUGACUCACUGUAAAUGGUUAUUCUUUUGUACUAUGUGUAUUCAAUACUUCAGUGCAUUUGCAGUUUAUUAAUGUUUCUUGAAUUAUUGUGAUUGUAUUUUACGUCUGUCACACGUUGAAUCGGUGUUUGUCUUUGUGGAGGAAAAUUCCCCUGACUAUGUGUCUCCCUGCUAUGACCUUGAUAAACAGGAUGGAACCCUUA
Molecule: messenger RNA, 2350 nt
Organism: Pleuronectes platessa (European plaice)
Lineage: Eukaryota; Metazoa; Chordata; Actinopteri; Pleuronectiformes; Pleuronectidae
Product: gastrula zinc finger protein XlCGF49.1-like
Exons: 1
Coding region: 610-1323 (237 amino acids)
Biological process (GO): regulation of transcription by RNA polymerase II
Molecular function (GO): DNA-binding transcription factor activity; RNA polymerase II cis-regulatory region sequence-specific DNA binding
Source: RefSeq, a predicted model, not a curated record